Lachnellula hyalina is the source of this 3537-nucleotide messenger RNA. RefSeq names its product Pentatricopeptide repeat-containing protein, mitochondrial (gene ppr5). The record is from RefSeq and is a predicted model, not a curated record. Gene Ontology annotation, molecular function: protein binding. The transcript has a single exon. NCBI's taxonomy places the organism in Eukaryota, Fungi, Ascomycota, Leotiomycetes, Helotiales, Lachnaceae. The coding region runs from base 1 to 3537 and encodes 1178 amino acids.
AUGCCAAUUCCUCAUUUCACCUCUAGCUUCGUACGUCAAGGUCCCAGACUUGUGACCCACGGUUAUGUUCAAUCUGUUGUCGCCGCCACACACGCUCAAACCUACGCAAAUAACCAUCGGCAACGCCUCGGUCUAAAUCGUCGUGCUAGCCAGGCAGGAAAGCGCCCGUCGUACCAAUUACAAAAUGCUUUUUACAGCACUACGCAGUCGAGUAGCGCUUUUGCGCAGGAGAGUCGAUCAGAGAAGAGCGACUUAGGUCUAGCAGCAUACUUCGAAAAUUUAAGGAAGCAAAAGGUUUCAGGUGAAGAAGAGCCGGAAUGGACGCAAUUCCAAUUCCAAAAGCGCAUCGAAUAUAAGCCGCUUGAAGCAGAAACGACUGGCCAUGCCGAGUCAUCCAGGCCAGGAGUUGAUAGGGCGUACAGCACUAGCGCGCUGGAUGACUUCAAGAAGGUGGGACUGCAUGAAGAAGACAAGGCCGCUCUUGCAACAAUUGAUGCCGCCCUUGUGAAGGAGAUCAAUCUGAGGACCGAUCAAGCAAUUUUCGAGGCUGAGUUAAGCGCCGUUGCUGCACGUGUACCAACACCCCCUAUAGCCCCAACCCAGUCUCCCGCUCUUUCAACCGUCGAAUCUGGCUCCGAUCGGACACCAACUAGUUCAUAUACAACGAUCAGUACAGCUUCCGAGCUUCAGUCUCGAAGCUAUGCAGAUCAUCUUGCGAAGUUGUCCGAGAAUGGAAAAUAUGUUGAGAUUCCAGCUGUCUUUGAGGCCAUGCUUGUGGCUGAUAUCCAGCCUAACGCAACUGCUUACAAUGCUUUGCUGGAUGCUGCCAUACACCUUCCUGCAGAGAAGAUCCAGGUUGUUCCUAAAGCUCUCGAUGUUUACCAGGAUAUGCUUCGACGCAAAGUUUCUCCAAAUACCCUCACCUAUAAUACUCUGAUCGGACUGCUCUCUUCCCGAUCCAUUGAGGUUUCUUCGCUGAAACAGUCAUUGGAGGAGAAACGUGUUCGCUUUGGUGGUAUGGAAGAAGCAGGAAAGUUCAUGCUCGCAUCAAGUGAAGUUGAAUUUGCUAUCCUUGCGGAGGACGACAGACUCGACUUGGCAAUUAGACUGUUCAAUGCAUCGAUAUCGUAUUUCAAGAAUCGUUCAUACCCUCCCGAGACUUAUCACAAGUUGAUCCAGGCCUGUUCUGCAGCAGGUAACAUCCCAGACAUGCUCCGCUUGUAUGAACACAUGGAAUCAAGCAAGAUUGUACCAUUGGCAGCUUCCUUCCCGCCAAUGAUUAAGGGAUAUGCACAAACUGGUGAUUUGAGCAGUGCUGUGGAGUGCUACAACGAAUACAAGGAAUUAGCUAUCGCACAUGACAAUGGUAUGGUCGAGUUGAGCGAUAGACAUGAUGGACAAGUCUAUGCAUCUGUUGUCAAGGCUUACAUUACAUCUGAUCGCCUCGAGGGAGCCAUCAAGUUCUACAACAAAAUCAUGCAAUCUUGCGAUUCCGAUGUCACAAUCAAGGACUCUAUCGUCGACGGAGGAUUUGUUCAAGGACUGUUAGACCGCGGUAUGCUUCCGGAUGCGCUUAGAUGGGCAGGAAGUCUAGAGUCUUCUUCUAAAGCGGCUGCCAUGAGCAAGAUUGCGACCAUCGCUGCUGAUAAGGGAGACAAGUUAACUGCUGUAGCAGCAUUUACUCAGGUGCCUUUAACCUUUGAGGGUAUUGCAACACCUGCCACUGCAAUGCUUGCUCUUAGUAUUCGGUAUGGUGAUGUUGUUUCAGCGCAAAAAUACUGGCACAUUCUGUCUACUUCCGAGAUGCAGCUGUCGUCAUCUUUGAUUGAGCCUAUUGCAAUGUACGCUGUGGCCAUGAUUGGUUCUGGACGCGUUGCAGAGGGCCUUUCUCAGUCCAGGGAUAUGUUUGCUCGUGUUCGUCAGUCAGCUGUCGGUUCAAAUUCCCAUAUCGUUGACGAGGUCGAGGAAGGUAUGGAGUUUGUUAACCACUUCAUGAACGCCCAUGGUGUACGAGAAGUUCAGGCCCCAGAAACACCAGUCCCAGUUUACCAGCAAUCCUUCACACCCAGCUUCGCACCGACGCCUGUGCAAUACCCAGCUACGCCAGCUUAUGAAGACACUUACGACCCAUAUGCCUCGACGACAGACUUCAAAGGCUCUGCUAUGAUUGCAGAUGAGCUUGAGCGAGGCAACAAUGGUCAUCAUAAGGUAUCCCGGUUGAACGAGGCUCUGGGUAGAUUCAGAAACAUUCGCCGCGCUGGUCGCCACGUCCGUUACAUCACCUACGCCAAGCUCAUCACGGCAGCUGCACGAGAGGAGCGAAUGAAUUUGGUUCACGACAUUCUCGGUAUGGCACGAACUGAUAUCCCAUUACUUCCUGAAUAUGCGAUCGUUCGAUAUGGCUGGGUUUCGAUACUCGAUGCUAUGGUUGGAGCUUGCCUCAACCUCGGCAACCGUACCCUUGCCGCACGUUAUCACGAAGAGCUUCUUGACAUGGGCGCCUCACCAACUGCGAAUACCUUUGGUCUGUAUAUCACCACGUUGAAAGACUCAACAAAGACAUUUGAUGAGGCCACCGAGGCUGUCAAGAUCUUCCACCGUGCCAAGUCCGAGGGUGUUGAGCCAUCGUCAUUUCUCUAUAACGCUCUGAUUGGCAAGCUUGGAAAGGCUCGUCGCAUUGAUGACUGCCUUUACUACUUCGCCGAGAUGCGCGGACUUGGUAUUCGACCAACCAGCGUUACCUACGGUACCAUUGUUAACGCUCUUUGCCGUGUCAGCGAUGAGAAAUUCGCUGAAGAGCUCUUCGAGGAGAUGGAGUCGAUGCCAAACUACAAGGCUAGACCUGCACCCUACAACAGCUUGAUGCAAUUUUAUCUCACCACCAAGCGUGACAAGGGUAAGGUUUUGGCGUACUACGAGCGCAUGAAGAGCAAGGGAAUUGAGCCAACCAACCAUACAUACAAGCUUCUCGUUGAUACUCAUGCCACUCUUGAGCCCAUUGACAUGAAUGCCGCUGAAGCUAUCCUAGACAGCAUCCGAAGCACUGGUGGGAAGCCGGAGGCAGUUCAUUACUCUUCCUUAAUUCAUGCCAAGGGUUGUGUCUUGCACGAUAUGGAGGGCGCCCGAGCAGUCUUUGACUCUGUCAUGGCCGAUUCAUCAAUCCGUCCUCAAGCAUGCCUUUACCAAUCUCUCUUCGAAUCGAUGGUCGCCAACCACCGUGUUGCGGAGACGGAGUCUAUCCUCAAUGAUAUGUAUCGCCGUGGUGUAGAGAUGACUCCCUACAUCGCCAACACCCUCGUCCACGGCUGGGCCAAUGAAUUGAACAUCAACAAGAGCAAGUCUAUCUUUGAUUCCGUCAGUCGCGAAAAGAGAGAGCCAAGCACAUACGAGGCCAUGACCCGAGCUUAUCUUGCCGUCGAAGAUAGAGUAAGCGCGAAUGGCAUUGUGAAGGAGAUGCUCAGCAGAGGAUACCCUGGUGCCGUCUCAAACAAGAUUCUUGAAUUGCUCGGUGGUGGUCAUGCUGAGAGCGCGAUGUAA